Messenger RNA from Bombus pascuorum, 1293 nucleotides. Its product is annotated as adenylate kinase isoenzyme 1-like. Gene Ontology annotation, biological process: nucleoside triphosphate biosynthetic process. Gene Ontology annotation, molecular function: AMP kinase activity; ATP binding. NCBI's taxonomy places the organism in Eukaryota, Metazoa, Arthropoda, Insecta, Hymenoptera, Apidae. The transcript is spliced from 3 exons. Gene Ontology annotation, cellular component: cytosol; cytoplasm. The record is from RefSeq and is a predicted model, not a curated record.
AUGUUCUUCUCUACUGGAAUAUUCUUGAUUAUUAAUAUUGAAGAACUUCGAAUAGAUAGUAUAGUUAGAUGUGUUUCGUUUGUCGUCAUAGACGAAAAUUGUGACACUAAACUUAUAAGAAAAUUCUGAACGAUUAAUUCCAUGGGCAAUUGUAUGAAAUCUACUGAUCCUUUGACUGCUUCUCUUCCGAAAAAUAUCAGUAUCGACACCACAGCGAUUAAAGAAUCAGGAGUGCCGAUUAUCUUCGUAAUUGGAGGACCGGGAGCUGGGAAAAAAACCCUAUGCAUGAAAGUGGCAGAGAAGUACGGUUUCGAUGACAUAAUAUCCUCAGAUGUGAUUCGAACCGAAGUGUCAAAGCGAACGGAAAAGGCGUUCGCGCUGGCGCGUUUAUUGUCGGAAGGUCAAUUGGUGCCACCGGCUAUAUUAGUGGAAUUGAUCGCUGCUACGAUGCUUCAACGCGUGCAAGACACGAAAGGGUUCAUUGUGAGCGGAUUUCCCCGGGAGAAGUGUCAGGCAAAAUUAUUCGACAAAGAAGUGCGUCGCCCCGAUCUCGUUCUAAUGUUGAACGUUCGAAAUUCCGUGAUGAGCGACCGGUUAAUGGCGAAAAGCGUGAAAGCCACCGAGAGAUUGUCCAUUAAUUUCGAGCAUAUUGAAAAGCAGAUCGAGGACUUUCAUAAACGAAACAAAUUGAUAGUGAAAUAUUAUAGAAAUUUGGUGGUGAUGAUCGACGCUGAGCCUGACACGAUGACCGUGUUUGAGAAAGCAUGCGAGUCUAUAGAUAACAUUUUAGUGCAAUUUCCAGGCUUUGAAGCAAAUCGUGCAGCCACGUCGAAUGCUGCUAGAAGUAGAGUAAUCUCGAAAUAAUAAAGUUCGUAUUAUAACUAUUUAUAUCAUACAUAAAAUUUAUAUUUUACAUAAAAUGAGACUAAUAUGCCGUUUAAGAGAAACUUUUAUUGGACAAUAUUAGACCGAAUAUUGUUAAUUUGGUCAGAUGUAAUAUAGGUGUUAAGUACUAGUAGUGGACGUGCUAUAAUUAGAAGAUCCUUUUAUCAGUUUAGCGAGCAGAAUAUUUAAACAGGAAACGUGAUUCCUUUUGUACAUCGUAAACAUUCACCUCUGUGUAUACUUGGAAGUUAUUGCAUAAAUAACGCUAUGAUUAAUGUAGCCUACGGUGAAAUGCAAUUUUCGAAUAAAGCUUCAUGUUGACUUUAUUCUGCUUAAAUAGACGAUAAGUAAUAUAACAGAAUCCUUCGAACGAUAUAUCGUCUGGUAAAAUAAAGAUUAUGAAUUAAA